GGAUGCACGACGCACAACAAAUUUAUCCUCAGCGGGCAAUGAAUUCUACGGUCGUUUCACGAAUGAGGAAGUUAGUCCAAUUAUGCUUUUUGAGCCUGUCCCUGUGAUAUACUUGUUGUACGACUUGAAUUAUAAAUAACUCGGCAAAAAAAAACAUCCAAGAUGUCCAAAAAGUUCCACGAUAAGGGAGCGUUUCGGUCCGGCCUGGGGUCGAAGGCGGGCGGGUUUAUCGCGCAGAAGUUUUUCCACCCGUCGGCGCACCAGAACCAAGAGCGGAUGUGGAUGCACCAGGAACGUAUGGGGUUCUCAAACGUUACAUCAUUCUCAAUUGUUGCAUGAAUUUGUCAUGCAAAAGCACCAUCAUCCUCCCCACGAUCAAGCUGCUCCGCAUGAGAAAUUUGCGAAGGGCUAAGCCGCGACUGAAUCUGCGCCAAACUUGUAAUGCAAAAGGCGCAAUCUUCCUCCUUGCACUUUUACCAGUCUUGCAUUACAAAUUCAUGCAACAGUUGAGAAUGUAACAUUUGAGAACCCCAUAGAACGGCAGCUGGAGUUGGAGCGGCAGGCGGAGGAGCGCGAGAUGCGGCUGAAGGAGGAGCGGAAGCUGGAAGAGAUCCGGAAGUCCAACCUCCUUUUGGGCCAGCAGGCGGCGGCGAAAACGAAGAUGACGGCCGAGGAAAAGCGGAACAAGACGUAUGCAAGUCUCAGGUCGUUGGAAAUCCUCAAAGUGGAAAUAAUUUGUAAUGCAAAAAAUCGACUCCAGUUGAAGCGGCAUUUGUAGUUGGCGCAUCACAAAUUUCCCGGGCACUUAAAGCAUGUCUGUCAUGCAGGUUAAGGCAAGGGGGUGCCCUUCUGUCGUGCUAAGCAGCACCCCAAUUCUUCACCCCUAGCAGGACAAUAGUCGGGGUCGGCCUCCAUCGCGUUCUCUGCAGUGCAGUCUUUUUUGUGUCGCAUUUUCAUGCAUCACAAAUCCUUUCCACUUUGAGCAUUUCCAACCCGCGGCUUUCAUAAGACGGGCGGCUUUAAGGACCUGUUCGCGGACAUCACUGCCCGGAAGAACGUGAACAGCAUGCGCCCCGAGGAAAAGCAGUCGGUCCUAGAGACGCAGAAGAGGAUGAAGAAAAUGCGGGAAGAACAGGAACGGCUGAAGCAGGGUGGACUAGGCCCAAGCGGUGGAGCGGCAGGCAGUAGCGGGAAGAGACCGCUAGAAGUAAACGAAGAAGAAAUUAACAUUCAUCCGGGUGACCAGGACGGUAUCGCAAGUAGAAAAAUGUGUUUCAUUGUAUAAUCUUUGGUGACGUCCUCGCAGAGGACCCAGCAGACGAGAGUUAUGCUUAUACGGAUGUGCAACCGAGUAGUUGUUCUCUACAAAUGUAGUGUUAGUAGGCCAGGUGCACCAUGGAGGGCCUAAUUUUCUUUGUCAUGUAGAAGAACUUGAACUUGUGAUGUGAAAAUGCUAUGCAAGCCUUACUUGAUCGUAGUUACAGUGACGCCGUUUUUUCGUGCGAUAGAAGAUGUCGAGCCCGGGUUGUUGCUCGGUGAGCCAGGAGACGACGAGGCAGCACGAUCAUUUGCUGCGGCCGAGGAAGGUAAAAGGGAGUUAGGGUCUUUGCUGGGCGGGGCUGGAUCUGGAGGUGCCUCCUCCUCUUCAUCCUCGAGAUUGGGUGCAGCUCCGCAAAUACUGGCGCCACAACAUCAACAAGCCGCCUCCUCGAGCAGCAGCUCAAGCUCCUUGCUCCAACAAAACAAACAACCAAGCGAAAUUUUGGAAGAUAUGAACGUGCCCCCGCGGCCCGAGACGAUGAUAAACGAACACGAUGACCAACACAAACUUCAGUCCGCUACUACUUCUAGUAGUGCCGCGCUUUUAAAAAUACAAGGUGAGCAAGGUCGUGAAAACAAGGCAGAUCUGGCGCACGACUUGCCGUCUGCAGCUCCUGCUGGGACUACAUCCUCCGGUGCUGCUGCACCGACGGCGGCGGCGUCUUCCUCCGCAACAUCCCUCCUGCUCACCGAGCGGCCGGGGACGUCCUCGGUACUGGCACGAGAUGAAACAAGCGGCGCGCAACAAGUACUAGAACCUCCUUCUGAACUACUUCUGCAAGAUGAAGCUAAAAAUCCAGUGGAGGUGCCGAAACCUCCGGAGCACGACGAGACCAGGUCCACGCUGUACAACAAGUCCAUCGAGGAUAAGAACGCACAGAUGAAUAAAGACAAAGAGAAAGAGAAGCACACGACUUCCACACUGUACAAGGAAGACGUGUUUCGGUACGGGCACAAGUCGGUCUACGGCAGUUACUACGACGUUGCCACGAAGCAGUGGGGCUAUAACUGCUGCAAAGUUCUCGGGAAACCGAAGGUGAAGUGUCCGCUGAACGUGGACGAAGAGGGUACAACAGCUGGGGAUAACAAGAACAAACCGGCGAAAAAAAGAAAAGUGGGAGCUUAAGCCGAUAAAGCAGGGCAGUUGUAGCUCCUUGAGUUGUACAUCAGCCAGAUAGAAUUCACACUUCUUGAUAUUUCAGCACGACCACGCGACCAUUUGAGUUGUUUUUAUACUUUCAUCUCUGAGCGAAAAAGAAAAUGCAGACGUAACCUGCUCAGUUGUGAGCAAAAAUAGAGAUACUUACGUAUUCGUAUGAUGCGGGUUGCCCACCAAAAUAGGUGCUCUGCUACUUCUUUUCGAUUAAAUGGAAGUAAUAGUAUGUAGUGCUCGUCUUCGAGGAGGUUUCACAAAUAAAGCGAAUUUGUACUUGACAAGCGACUCGCCCCAAAAAA
Molecule: messenger RNA, 2775 nt
Organism: Amoebophrya sp. A120
Lineage: Eukaryota; Dinophyceae; Syndiniales; Amoebophryaceae
Source: the annotation of a GenBank genome assembly